Salvelinus namaycush (lake trout) is the source of this 738-nucleotide messenger RNA. Its product is annotated as regulator of G-protein signaling 9-binding protein. The transcript is spliced from 2 exons. Gene Ontology annotation, biological process: G protein-coupled receptor signaling pathway. Gene Ontology annotation, cellular component: neuron projection. The record is from RefSeq and is a predicted model, not a curated record. Lineage: Eukaryota; Metazoa; Chordata; Actinopteri; Salmoniformes; Salmonidae. The coding region runs from base 1 to 738 and encodes 245 amino acids.
AUGAAUCGGUGGCGGAGAUCAGUGGAUGAGAUCCAGGCCAGGAAACGGCAGGUCACAGAGUGUGAGCGUGCCCUGGAAGCCCUGUGCAAGGUGACUGCCUGUUUCCAACAGAUGGCCAUCUCUAUCGGAAGUAACUCAGAUGGCAGCUUUCUGAGAGAGGAGAUGGACGAGACCAGAGCACUGGCUCAUAGAAUCUGCACAGGGUUGCACAGACGUCUGGUCCCUCUUUUGACAGAGAGGGCGACUGAACCUGGACAAGAGGAUCGAUUACAGGUGGAGCGACUGUGGGUUAUUUUCCUCACUGGGCUAGAGAACCUCCAACAGGACCUGCACAAAGCCAGUGACUUAAUAGACCGCUUCCCUUUGAAACAGAGGAAUGACCGCCGGGCCCUGGUGAACACAGGAGCUUCAGAUGGGGUCAUUGGGGUGUCUGCCCGAGCUGCUUCAGUCCAAACCCCAUGGCUAGCAGUGGAGGUGGAGCAAAACCCUGACCUAAAGACGCACAUCACCCAGAUUGACGCCCUGGUCAAAGAGAUGCUCCAGAAAGUCAGCAUUCCUUUCUGGGCAGUGGAGGCUACCCAAGAGGCCUGGGUGGAAGGCGCUCAGUCUCAGGACACUGCACACGAUCAGGAUGAGACUCUGGAAGAGAUGAUGGUGGUGUCCCAAGAUGACCAGAUGUCUGGGUGUUGUCAACCUCUAAACUGUAAGUUAGGCUGUAUGUUUUGUCUAUCGACCUGA